Heteronotia binoei (common prickly gecko) is the source of this 1893-nucleotide messenger RNA. It is a transcript of the gene IGSF8, whose product is annotated as immunoglobulin superfamily member 8. Lineage: Eukaryota; Metazoa; Chordata; Lepidosauria; Squamata; Gekkonidae. The record is from RefSeq and is a predicted model, not a curated record.
AUGGCUGCUGCUGCUCUCCGCCGGGCGCUGCUGCUCCGAGUCCUGCCGCCGCCGCCGCCGCUCGUGGUGCUGCUGCUGCUGCUGCUGCUGGCCGCUCUGAGCAGCGCACGGGACGUCCACCUGCCCCCUGGGCCCUUGCACCGUGUGGUGGGCACCUCCGUUUCUAUCCCCUGCAAUGUGUCGGAGUACGAGGGACCCACUCUGCAGCACUUCGAGUGGUUUUUGUACCGCCUGUCCGCUCCGGACAUCUCCAUCGGGGUGGUCAGCACCAAAGACCCCAGCUUCCCAUAUGCCAUCUUUGGGCCACGGGUCAAGGCAGAGGUGUCCAUCCAGCGUGUGCGGGGGGACGCAGUGGAACUGCGCAUCAAGGAGAUACGUGCGGAAGACGCGGGGAUCUAUGAAUGCUACACCCCCUCCACCGACUCCAAAUACCUUGGUACCUACAGCAGCAAGGUGGAACUCAGAGUGAUGCCCGACAAGCUCUCUGUCUCUGCUGCCCCUCCUACUGUCACCAAGACCCCCCUCCGGAGUCGUGGGGCUGUCGCCGCUUCCCCCCCUCUGCCGCAGUUGGCUCUUUCGGAGAGCCAGGAGCUCCGGCUGACCUGCACAGCCCUGACUGAGACCCGGGAGCACACCCACCUCUCGGUCUCCUUCGGCUUCUCUGGGCCGGAGCCCCCCGGGACGGUACAGGAGGUGAUCAGGGUGCGGAGAGAUUUUGCUGUGGAGGCCGGCGGGCGCUUUGCAGAGCGGCACAAAGCCCAAGAGCUGUCGGUCACGAAGCUGGGCCACCAGCAGUAUCAGAUGGCACUGGGGUGGCUGAGGCCAGAAGACGCGGGGCUCUACCACUGCACUGUGGGGGAGUGGAUCCAGGAUCCCGAUGGCAGCUGGCAACGGAUCGCUCAGAAGCAGGUGGCGCUGGCCCGGGUGACCGUCCGAACCGUUGCUAGUCAGCUGUUGGUGUCUGCGAGUCCUCCCCAGAUCCGGGUCAGCUCCGGAGACCCCCUGGAGCUUCUCUGCAACACCUCCGGCCUCCCGGCGUCCCCUUUGCCCCACAUAGUCUACACAGUGGGCUGGGAACUGAGCGAGGGAGAAGAGGCCAUGGAGGGACGUCUCGUGGCCCAGCUGGACACAGAAGGGGCAAUCAUGCUGGGAGAAGGCUACACCAACCGGGACGUGGGGCAACGGCACGUGUCCCUGCAGAAGCUGGCCUCGCCCCUGGGCUCCUACCAGCUGCGGAUCGAGUCCACCCAGCCGGGGGACGUGGGCAUCUACCGGUGUGUGGUGAGGGCUUAUGUCCUUUCUCCAAGAGCAGAGCCACGCCAGGUGGCCACAAGCAGGUCGCAGGGGCUGGCCGUGGACAUGAAAUCGGAAGCUGUCGUGCUGAGUGCCACCGCGUGGCUGCCGUCUCCCACCAUCUACAGAGGGGACAUGGCUGAGGUUCGCUGCAACGUCUCUGUGGAAUCGACGCAGUCCGUCCACGUGGCUCUCAGCUGGUGGGUGGAGCCGGCACGGGAAGACUUGGAGGAGCGUGGCCACCUGCUGGCCUCAGUGAGCCGCGAGGGGGUGGCUGUCCUUGGGCGCCGUCCUUCGGGUGGUGCUGUGAGUGUGGAGAAGGUGGGGCCGCAGAGCCAUCAGCUGCGCAUCCACGAGGUUCAGCCGUCCGACGAGGGGAAGUACCACUGUGCCCUCACCGCCUGGGUGCGCUCGCCGGACCUCAGCUGGUACAAUGCUGGAGCCGUGCAGUCCAACACUGUCACCGUCUACCCCUACGCUCUGCCCAUGGACACCUUGUUUAUCCCCCUGCUGGCAGGGAUCAGCAGCGCCCUCUUCAUGGGCAUCACCGUGCUCGCCUCCGUCACCUGCUGCUUCAUGAGAAGGCUCCGCAAGAGGUGA